Molecule: messenger RNA, 1802 nt
Organism: Tupaia belangeri chinensis (Chinese tree shrew)
Lineage: Eukaryota; Metazoa; Chordata; Mammalia; Scandentia; Tupaiidae
Gene: EGLN1
Product: egl-9 family hypoxia inducible factor 1
Exons: 5
Biological process (GO): cellular response to hypoxia; peptidyl-proline hydroxylation to 4-hydroxy-L-proline
Cellular component (GO): nucleus; cytoplasm
Molecular function (GO): L-ascorbic acid binding; peptidyl-proline 4-dioxygenase activity; ferrous iron binding
Source: RefSeq, a predicted model, not a curated record
GCCGAGGCGGAGCCCGCGAAGGAGGAGGCGCCGGGCCGCGCGUCGCUGUACCAGGAGAAGGCGAACCUGUACCCGCCGAGCAACACGCCCGGCGAGGGGCUGAGCCACGGCGGGGGGCUGCGGCCCAACGGGCCGACGGAAGCCCCGCCGGCGCUGAAGCUGGCGCUCGAGUACAUCGUGCCCUGCAUGAACAAGCACGGCAUCUGCGUGGUCGACGACUUCCUGGGCAAGGAGACCGGGCAGCAGAUCGGCGACGAGGUGCGUGCCCUGCACGACACCGGCAAGUUCACGGACGGGCAGCUGGUCAGCCAGAAGAGCGACUCGUCCAAGGACAUCCGAGGCGAUAAGAUCACCUGGAUCGAGGGCAAGGAGCCCGGCUGCGAGACCAUUGGGCUGCUCAUGAGCAGCAUGGACGACCUGAUCCGCCACUGUAACGGGAAGCUGGGCAACUACAAAAUCAAUGGCCGGACGAAAGCCAUGGUUGCUUGCUAUCCAGGCAACGGGACAGGCUACGUACGCCAUGUCGAUAACCCGAAUGGAGAUGGAAGAUGUGUGACCUGUAUAUACUACCUUAAUAAGGACUGGGAUGCCAAGGUAAGUGGAGGUAUACUUCGAAUUUUUCCGGAAGGCAAAGCCCAGUUUGCUGACAUUGAACCCAAAUUUGAUAGACUGCUGUUUUUCUGGUCUGACCGUCGUAACCCUCAUGAAGUGCAGCCAGCAUAUGCUACAAGGUACGCAAUAACUGUUUGGUAUUUUGAUGCAGAUGAGAGAGCACGAGCUAAAGUAAAAUAUCUAACAGGUGAAAAGGGUGUGAGGGUGGAACUUAAUAAACCGUCUGAGUCAAUCAGUAAAGACGCCUUAUAGAGCCUUGCUUUGGCAGUCCCAUUUCACCUGCGGUAACUGUGGACAUUAUCUGUUAGCUUGAGAAUUCAAGUGGAACAAAGGAAAACAGACAACCAGUGGGCACUGGCACAAGGAGACAGAAACAACUCAUGUCGCAUCAAACACGGUUCUGGCUGCUGUGACCUGGUGCCGCGUGUCGGCUCCAGACUGACUGCUCGAGGGAAGGAGAGAAGCUGUCACUUGGGAAUGGUUUUUACACCUGGACGUGAACUAAGUGCCCUCUGUAGAACUUUUCAUUCAGCUUUUGCCAGAUCUGUCAUCUAGCCGGGUCCAUGUCAUCUCUCCCUUUUUUAUAUCAAGUUUGAAUUUGGGGUAAUUUUUGUAUGAUUAGGUACAAUUUAUCAAAACUGAAUUGAGAAAAAAAUUACAGUAUUACUCCUCAAAAUAACAUCAAUCUAUUUUUGUAAGCCUCUUCGUACUAUUAAAUUUUGCCCUAAAAGACUUCUCUUAUAAUGAUUGUUACCAGUGACUGAUGGUUAAUUUUCUUUGUCUUCAGAUACGACAGGGAGCACUUUAAUGACCAGCUGAAGCGUCUGAUUGUUUAGUAGUCUCCCGUCUUACACUAAUUUUCAACAUUGCUCAUGAUGGACUCUAACAGUGAAACAGUCACUACUACCACCAGUAACUUCUAGUGUAUGUUUUACAGGAAAAAUACACAGGAAAAGGAGUUUAUCUUUUAAGUUACAUUUAAAAAAAAAACUAAAGUGACUGGCACUAAAUGAACUUGAGGUUCUCUCAGCAUCAAGUUCCUAAGAUGAAGGGCUUUCUCGCGUACAGGCACCCCGUCUAGGUGCAGACGACACUGUCCCGUUCCUGAGACUUUCCUUCUGCUGCUCCUCACAUUGACUGUCCUUGCAAAUUGGCUGUUGUGUUUUUUCUCAAUUCUCGGAUCCGCCUGA